Messenger RNA from Daphnia carinata, 1141 nucleotides. RefSeq names its product serine/threonine-protein phosphatase PP1-beta catalytic subunit. The record is from RefSeq and is a predicted model, not a curated record. Lineage: Eukaryota; Metazoa; Arthropoda; Branchiopoda; Diplostraca; Daphniidae. Gene Ontology annotation, molecular function: protein serine/threonine phosphatase activity. Gene Ontology annotation, cellular component: nucleus; cytoplasm. The coding region runs from base 58 to 1041 and encodes 327 amino acids. The transcript is spliced from 6 exons.
UGUUUACAUGCCAGAUGGUGCUGUACAACAAUUUUAAUCCAAUCUGACUUUCCUCAAAUGAUGGCGGAUACGGACCUUAAUGUUGACAGUAUAAUUUCGCGAUUGUUAGAAGUGAGAGGAUGUCGCCCUGGAAAAUCUGUGCAGAUGACAGAGGCAGAAGUGCGUGGCUUGUGUUUAAAGUCCAGAGAGAUAUUUCUCCAACAACCAAUACUUCUUGAAUUAGAAGCACCUUUGAAAAUUUGUGGUGACAUUCAUGGCCAGUAUACAGAUUUAUUGAGGUUGUUUGAAUACGGCGGUUUUCCUCCUGAAGCAAAUUACCUCUUCCUUGGCGACUACGUCGAUCGCGGAAAACAGUCCUUAGAAACCAUAUGCCUUCUACUUGCUUAUAAAAUCAAGUAUCCAGAGAACUUUUUUUUGUUACGAGGAAAUCACGAAUGCGCGUCGAUCAACCGAAUUUAUGGUUUCUACGAUGAGUGCAAACGUCGAUACAACAUCAAGUUGUGGAAGACUUUCACUGAUUGUUUCAAUUGUCUUCCCAUUGCCGCCAUUAUUGACGAGAAAAUAUUUUGCUGCCAUGGAGGCUUAAGUCCCGAUUUACAAAACAUGGACCAAAUAAAACGCAUCAUGAGGCCAACCGAUGUACCUGACACUGGCCUACUGUGUGACCUGCUGUGGUCCGAUCCUGAUAAGGACGUACAAGGAUGGUCCGAAAACGAUCGCGGAGUUUCCUUCACUUUUGGAGCCGACGUCGUCAGCAAAUUUUUAAAUCGCCAUGACCUUGACUUAAUUUGUAGAGCCCACCAGGUGGUGGAAGAUGGGUACGAGUUUUUUGCCAAACGUCAACUGGUAACUCUCUUUUCUGCGCCAAAUUAUUGCGGAGAGUUCGACAAUGCGGGCGGUAUGAUGAGCGUGGACGAAACACUCAUGUGCUCUUUUCAGAUACUGAAACCGUCGGAGAAAAAGGCAAAAUACCAAUAUUCUGGUAUCAACGCUACAAAGCCGAAUGCAGCUGCCAAUAAACCAGUGCCCAAAAAGAAAUAGUAACAAUAGCAGUUGCCUAAUCCUAUUGAAUAUUUUGAUCGACUUAACUUUUCGGCCGGAAUGUGGUGAGGGAUCCAUGAAUGCCCAAUUUUCCUCCUUU